Molecule: messenger RNA, 700 nt
Organism: Nycticebus coucang (slow loris)
Lineage: Eukaryota; Metazoa; Chordata; Mammalia; Primates; Lorisidae
Gene: NDUFB11
Product: NADH:ubiquinone oxidoreductase subunit B11
Exons: 3
Coding region: 138-602 (154 amino acids)
Source: RefSeq, a predicted model, not a curated record
CUCAUUUGAAAACCAAAUCAGACUAGGGACCUAUUUAGUGUGAUGGGGCGGAGCGAUAACUAUCGCGCUGGGGCCAACUGCAUCUGCGCACAAUCGCAUUUCCGUCUCCGCCCGGAGACCCUGCAGCACAACCUAUAAUGGCGACUGGGCUAUUAGGUUUGUCCGCUCGCCGCCUUUUGGGGGCAGUGGCGACGCGAGGGUUCCCGGCUGCCCGCGUUCGCUGGGGCUCUGGCUCCUCCAGGGCUGUGGUCACCCCAUCCGCUGUGGCGGGAAAGCGGCCGCCGGAACCGACCAUACACUGGCAGGAGGACCCAGAACCUGAGGACGAAAACCUCUAUGAGAAGAACCCAGACUCCCACGGUUAUGACAAGGACCCUGUUAUAGAUGUCUGGAACAUGCGAGUUGUCUUCUUCUUUGGCUUCUCCAUUGUCAUGGUCCUUGGCGGCACCUUCGUGGCCUAUCUGCCUGACUACGGGAUGCAGGAGUGGGCCCACCGAGAAGCUGAAAGGCUUGUGAAAUACCGAGAGGCCAAUGGCCUCCCGAUCAUGGAAUCCAACUGUUUCGACCCCAGCAAGAUUCAGCUGCCGGAGGAUGAGAACUGACCAGUUGCUGAAUGGGACUCAAGAAGCACCACCUUCCUCACCCCUGCCUGUCAUUCUGUCUUCUCCUCAGAACACCUAAUUAAAGGGACUGAAAGUCU